AUGCUGAACCGAUUGAAUCUCCUCACACGACAGCUUGCCCGCCCGUUCGGUUCCGUCCGCGCAGCUUCUCCAACUCUGCCGACUUCGUCCCUGGCCCGCCGAUCUGGUCCGUUCGCAAUGACAUCAGCUUCCAACGCAAGCACCAUCCACACGGCUGCGUGUCUGAUCAUCGGUGAUGAAGUGCUCGGUGGAAAGACAGUCGACACCAACUCGACCUAUUUGGCCAAAUUCUGCUUCGGCCUUGGCAUCCAGCUCAAGCGCAUCGAGGUGAUUCCGGAUGAUGAGGAGGACAUCAUGGAGGCCGUGCGCCGCAUGAGCUCCAAAUACGAUUUCGUGGUCACAAGUGGUGGCAUUGGUCCAACCCAUGACGACAUCACCUAUCAAUCCAUUGCCAAGGCCUUUGGGCUCUCACUACAGCUGCACGAACCCGCAUUCGAGCGUAUGAAGCGACUCUCUCGCCCACAUCCCAAACAACCCAACUUCGACUGGGAAACUCCUUCCCCGGGGCUGACCGCCAAGUUGCGCAUGGUCGAACUUCCUUACGAUCCCAACCUGCCGGCCGAGUCGCAAGCGCUCUUUGUGGCUGAUGAUCUAUGGGUUCCAAUCGCUGUGGUCAAUGGCAACGUACACAUCUUGCCGGGAGUGCCCCGUUUGUUCGAGCGACUACUGCUCAAUCUGAAGCCGCACCUGAUUCCCCGUCUCACCGAUCCCGAGGGCAAGGGAACUUUCCGAUUCUUGUUUAGCACGCCAUUGCCGGAGAGCGCAGUCGCGCCCUUCUUGACGGAAUUGGCGGCCAAGGUGGAGCCUCAUGGCAUCAAAGUUGGCAGCUACCCUCGCUGGGGGAAGAAGCGCAACACGGUGACCCUGGUCGGGGCCGAUAAGGAGUACAUGGACUCGCUGGUCGCGGAGGUUGAAGCUGGCGUGGAGGGUAAACUGGUCGAAAAGGAAGACGAAUUGGAUCCGCCCUCAGAUACGGAACAUGUGUACAGUCAAUAG
This is a messenger RNA of Penicillium oxalicum, 996 nucleotides long. RefSeq names its product flavin adenine dinucleotide pyrophosphatase. The record is from RefSeq and is a predicted model, not a curated record. NCBI's taxonomy places the organism in Eukaryota, Fungi, Ascomycota, Eurotiomycetes, Eurotiales, Aspergillaceae. The transcript has 3 exons. The coding region runs from base 1 to 996 and encodes 331 amino acids.